This is a messenger RNA of Magnolia sinica, 1274 nucleotides long. RefSeq names its product CAAX prenyl protease 2. Bases 160 to 1119 code for a protein of 319 amino acids. NCBI's taxonomy places the organism in Eukaryota, Viridiplantae, Streptophyta, Magnoliopsida, Magnoliales, Magnoliaceae. Gene Ontology annotation, cellular component: endoplasmic reticulum membrane. The record is from RefSeq and is a predicted model, not a curated record. Gene Ontology annotation, molecular function: metalloendopeptidase activity. Gene Ontology annotation, biological process: CAAX-box protein processing. The transcript has 8 exons.
GUCACUGUCCCGAAAGCAAGGAGAAAUGAGAAAAGCAAGAGACAUCGCGUUUCCUGUCUCCCAAGCAUCUAUGAAAUUCCACGCUGACAGCUUCUUCAGUCCUCCUCCCUCCCUCUCUAUCUCUUCCCAUCUCCUCGCAUUCCUUACUCGCACCCUUCCAUGGAGAAACCCCAUCUCGAAUCAGACUCGCGAGCCUUCGCGCCUCUUGAAAUGGCGGAAGCAUCCGUUCCAAAGGCAACCGCUGUGGCCGCGUGUACGGCCAUGGCAGUCUUCUACGUCGCCAUUCUCUACUCGCCCACCCUCAUCCUCCGACUGCCUCAUCCAACCUCCGUAAAGAGCUUCAUGAUCCGACGGUUCGUAUGCGCUGCCAUAUCCUCGAUCGUGUCCGCCUUCGCCUCGGCACUCCUCCUCCCGAUAGGAAGCUUUCAGGCAGCCUCGUCUAUCUUUGGUGUUUAUGGCAUCCGAGUUGACCAUCUGUGGCAAGCUGUGGUUUUUCCUCUUUCCUUGACUUCUCUUUUGUACACGGGAUCAUUGGUCUCAAAAUGCACGUUUCUGGCAAGUGCAUGGAAUGAAAAUAAGUUUCAUGCUGAAGGUUGUUCAGUCGAGUGCAUCAAAAGAGCCCCUCAAAGGCUUCUGGAUCAGAUCCAAUCGAUUGCUUCUAAUGUAUUGGCUUGGCGUGUUUAUGUUGUGGCUCCAUUUACAGAAGAGGUUGUGUUUAGAGCAUGUAUGAUCCCAUUGCUUCUUUGUGGAGGAUUCAAAACUUCCACCAUUGUAUUUCUCAGCCCAAUUUUCUUCAGCUUAGCACACUUGAAUCAUUUUUUGGAGCUAUAUUGCCUGCAAAACUAUAGCUUUUGCAGAGCUGCCCUGAUUGUAGGUCCACAGCUUGGUUAUACUGUGAUCUUCGGGAGCUAUGCAUCUUUUCUCUUCAUCCGAACAGGUUUGUUAAUGCAUUUGGCAUUUGCUUUCUCCCACUGUGGCUCAUAUAUUCUGCAACGUGAUGGGUUUGCCUGUUUUGUUGCCUCCACGGAGAAAAGGGGUGACGAUCCUCGCCUUUCUGGCCGGAAUGGUGGGUUUUUUCUGGCUUCUUUUUCCAGCCACGAGUACGGAUUUAUACAAUGACAGAACAGAUAAUUGUAGAUGUUGGCACGGAUAUUGUAGUUGGACUUCUAAGAACCCGCGAGUCACUUGAGCACGAUAAACGCAUUCAGUCAGGUAUAUUUAUUUAUUUUUAUACCAUUCUGUAGAGGGUCGAUAGCCCCCACAGGACCCCUCCA